This is a messenger RNA of Actinia tenebrosa (Australian red waratah sea anemone), 1669 nucleotides long. RefSeq names its product heme A synthase COX15. Gene Ontology annotation, biological process: heme A biosynthetic process. Lineage: Eukaryota; Metazoa; Cnidaria; Anthozoa; Actiniaria; Actiniidae. Gene Ontology annotation, molecular function: oxidoreductase activity, acting on NAD(P)H, heme protein as acceptor. The record is from RefSeq and is a predicted model, not a curated record. Gene Ontology annotation, cellular component: mitochondrial inner membrane.
GUCAAAUCAUUCGAGUCUCGAAGCAUGAAAAACUCUUCUUAACAAAAUCGAACAGUUUUAAAAUGCUGAGUGGACGUGCUAUGCUUCUUAGUUGUCAGGCUUCAAGCUCUUUUCUUCGGCAAGUGCCAUUUUUGACCCAAAGGGUUGGGUGUGCUUCAAGAAACUUUACAUGUACCAAUGCAAAGUUGAGUGGUACAUCAUUAUGGCAGUCACUGAGACAAAGGGCUUUAUCUCUGAAAUCAAGAACUAGUGGUUUGUUGAAAAAGACUUUAACUACAGAAUCAUCUACAAUACCUUUUGCUGAAACACCAAGAGCAAGAAAAAUUACAGGAUACUGGUUGCUAGCAUGUUCUGGCAUGACAUUUUCCAUGGUGAUCCUUGGUGGGGUCACAAGACUAACAGAGUCAGGUCUGUCCAUGGUAGACUGGAAUCUCAUCAAGGGUAUGAAGCCUCCCACCACACAACAGCAGUGGGAAGAAGAAUUCAAGAGGUAUCAAAACUUCCCAGAAUACAAGAUUUCGAACCAAGGGAUGUCAUUGGAUGAGUUCAAGCGUAUAUGGUACAUGGAAUACUUCCAUCGUAUGUGGGGCAGAGCGAUUGGUUUGGUCUACUUCCUACCUGCUGGGUACUUCCUGGCCAGAGGGUAUUUCAACAAGAGCAUGAAAAUAAGAACGGGAGUUCUUGGAGGGCUGCUGGUAUUCCAGGGAUUACUGGGAUGGUAUAUGGUCAAGAGUGGUUUAGAUGAAGACCUAAUCAGCAAGACUGAAAUCCCACGUGUCAGUCAGUACAGACUGGCCUCGCAUCUCUCUGCUGCUUUUGUAUUCUACUCUGGUCUUCUGUGGUGUGCGAUGUGUCAACUCAUGCCACACCCAAAGUAUGAAUUAACCAAAGAAUUACGAAAGUUUCGCAUGUAUGCGCAUGGCUGUAAAGGACUGGUUUUUUUGACUGCAGUGUCAGGUGCAUUUGUAGCAGGUCUGGACGCAGGUCUUGUCUAUAAUUCAUUUCCAAAGAUGGCUGAUCGUUGGAUUCCAACGGAUCUCUUAGCGCAUCAUCCCACGUGGAGGAACUUCUUUGAGAACGCCACAACUGUUCAGUUUGACCAUCGGAUUUUGGGAAGUACAGUUGUAGCUGCUGUCACUCUGCUCUGGGCCAUGGCCAGACCACUUGCUCUUCCUGGACGCGCAAAGUUAGCUGUCAAUUGUAUGGCAGGAAUGGCUGGUUUACAGGUUACAUUAGGGAUUCUAACCCUGCUAUACUACGUGCCAACACACCUGGCAGCCACACACCAGUCAGGAUCACUGGUUCUCCUUUCUCUUGCUUUAUGGCUCACUAACGAGUUGAGAAAACCAAAAGUCCUUUAAUUAGACUUAAAUACAAGUACCAAUGGAUUCUUAUGGAAAUAUCGUUGAGCAUACAGAGCCUACACGUCACUGUUUCUCCUCAGGACUGAACUGCAAACUGUGGCGUCGCGAGAAUACCAGAGUUUGGGAGCGCGUUUUUUUGCUUUAAAAUUUCCCGCCAAAUCCACAGGAAUCCCAUCAUUAUGAGCCAUGGAGAGAACCAUUUUGUCACAAGAAGGAUAUAGUAAAGAGUCUCCAAUAUGUGAGCUUUAGGACCUUAAGAGGCAAAGAGGAAACAUUCGAGUGUGUAAAAAAAUAAAUAACUUAAA